Messenger RNA from Ananas comosus (pineapple), 798 nucleotides. RefSeq names its product protein PROTON GRADIENT REGULATION 5, chloroplastic-like. Gene Ontology annotation, cellular component: chloroplast. Bases 413 to 778 code for a protein of 121 amino acids. The transcript is spliced from 2 exons. Gene Ontology annotation, biological process: photosynthetic electron transport in photosystem I; response to high light intensity. Gene Ontology annotation, molecular function: electron transfer activity. The record is from RefSeq and is a predicted model, not a curated record. Lineage: Eukaryota; Viridiplantae; Streptophyta; Magnoliopsida; Poales; Bromeliaceae.
CUUUUUGUUACAACAAAAUUAUUCAAAUUAUAAGGUAAAUUUAGUUGAAAAUAUAAAUCAAAUAAAAUUUAAAUUUAAGAUCUCCGAUACUAACUAUUAAGUAUUUUGUCACUUGCGCCGGUAACGACAAUCGGACAAGUGAGUAAAACUGAGGGUCACUGAUCCAAGAGGCUGUAGAGAUUGCAAUCCUGUUUUGUCAGUCUUAAGCAUUCUCUCGUCAAGAAUACGCAUCUGAACAUGACCACGUCCGCAACCAAAGACAUGGCUUCUAUCAUCCCUGAAACUCAAGCCUCUCAACUCUCAACUCACCAUACACACAAACACACUCUCUCUCUUUCACCGUAGCUGAGAAAUUAAGACCUUUGUAGCAUACUCCUCACUCCUCUCAACCUAAAUCUCUCCUUCUUUGUCCAUGGCCGCGGCCUCUCUCUCCCCCGCCGCCGCCGCGGGGUUCGGAUCCUCUUUCCUUGGCGGCGGAGACCGCGUGGCGACACCGCGGGUCCCCGCCGUGCGUCGUGUCGCCGCCGCACGGCCGACGCGGCCGCGGCCGCGGAUGGGCAACGUGAACGAGGGCAAGGGGCUCUUCGCGCCCAUAGUGGUUUUGGUGCGCAACGUUGUCGGGCGUAAGCGCUUCAACCAGCUGCGCGGGAAAGUCAUCGCGCUUCACUCCCAGGUGAUCACAGAGUUCUGCAAAACAAUAGGAGCUGAUUCAAAGCAGAGACAGGGAUUGAUCCGUUUGGCGAAGAAAAAUGGGGAGAAGUUAGGAUUCCUCGCAUGAAAACAUAGAAUGAAUGUUUU